Cottoperca gobio is the source of this 4520-nucleotide messenger RNA. It is a transcript of the gene adgrd2, whose product is annotated as adhesion G protein-coupled receptor D2. The transcript is spliced from 25 exons. Bases 403 to 3603 code for a protein of 1066 amino acids. Lineage: Eukaryota; Metazoa; Chordata; Actinopteri; Perciformes; Bovichtidae. Gene Ontology annotation, cellular component: plasma membrane. Gene Ontology annotation, biological process: cell surface receptor signaling pathway; adenylate cyclase-activating G protein-coupled receptor signaling pathway. The record is from RefSeq and is a predicted model, not a curated record. Gene Ontology annotation, molecular function: G protein-coupled receptor activity.
GAUUGGUGGUCUGAAGGAAGGCAGGAGACUGACUGGGACUUGGACAGACGCACUGGGAUCGCUGGCUCUCUCCCAGUCAGGAGACCAGACGCUCUGCUGGAUAUGCUGGAUUUUAUAACCGGGGUACUGGAUGAGGAGUCAGGACCAGAUUUGGGUUUGAACAUGGAGUUUGUUCCUAGAUUCCUCGAAGGGACUAUCUGCUGCUUCAGAGGAAAAUGGGGAGAGUGCAACAAUGAAUUUGAACAUUCACUCUAGAAUUUUUGAAAACCACUUGAAUAUUGCCACACUAUUAGCGUCUUGUAUUUACUUUGUAACUUUUUUUGUAACUCUGGAUCAAGUGGAAUAUUAUUUUCUAAAUAAGAUCAGUGGUUUAUUUCAACUGGAGACUACACUGGCUUAGAGAUGACUGGAGCUCUGCGUACUGGACUCAUGCUCUUCUCUUUUGUGGUGAUAUGUGAGAGUGAGCCAACAAAUUCUGGGCCAGACAGAGUGGGAGUUUCACAUGGACAAUUAAAACUGGUCCAUCUAACUUCUUAUCGGGCCUUUCAUCUGGUUAAUGACUCGCUGGCAUUCUCCAGAGCCGACAGAUUCUGCAGGGGCCAGUUCAGCUCCCUUGUCACCGUAGAACAUUCAGAGGACAGAGAGGGAGCCUUGGAGUUGUUUCGCCAGACUGGACAUCGCUCGCCUAUCUGGGUCAGGGAUCCCAGCAAGGCAGCCUCCAAGCCUGUGGCCCUCUCCAAACAGUAUUUACAGUUCUCAGCUCUAAACUUCCCAAGGGAAUCCCGUGAGGGCUUUGCUCGUGUCAACAUGUCCUUUCCCUCCCUGUCAUCUGUCAGUGUGUGUGUUCGAGUUCAGUGGAACCCAGAGUGGAAUGAGGUGUCCACCAUCUUCUCCUACGCUGCACCUGUGUUCACCAAUGAGUUCCAGCUAAGGGGCCAAGUGGACAUGCAGGGACGCAUCCUUCUGGCCCUCAUCAUCCACGGGAAGCACCUGCCAUAUAAGGCGUCCUUCCCCAACGACGGAGCUUGGCAUCACAUCUGUGUUACGUGGCGCAGGAGCAGCGGCCACUGGGCUAUCUAUGUGGAUGGGGACAGGAAGGACAUGGGCUCAGGCACAGACACCUCCAGGAAUAUCUAUGGGGAUGGGAUACUCAUUCUGGGUCAGGAUCAAGAUUCAUUUGGAGGAAAUUUCACAGAGCCCUUUUUUGGAAAUAUCACUGACCUGAAUGUUUGGAAUAUGUCUCUGGAAACAAGGCAUGUCAGUGCCAUCAACGUAUGUUCACCCAAGACCCAUGAAGUGCUUUUUAAUUGGAAUCUUGACCACCUAAGCAGCCACCCAGUGGUCAAAGAGGUGCAGGUCCUACUGUUUUGCCCAGCAUUGCACCAGCAGAUGGAGCUGCAGGGCUGCAGGACCCUGCAGGGCUGGUCAGAUCAGCUCCCACUGUUAGGCCUGACAGACUGCUCUGAUCCACUGCCAUUCAUCUGCAUGAGCAGCAGAGAGCGUUACCUGAAGAUGAAGCAGAUGAGUGAUUCUCAGAACUCCCAGCCCACAGCCUUUAUGAACCACCUGAUGAAGCUUUCCAACAAAACCCAGACAUUGCUGGGGCAGCAGACGUCAGGGCUGAGCAGCCUGGCCCAGGCGUCUGCCCUGCUGGACGUCUCGGUCCAGGCCUUGGAGGACACACAGCAGGAGGGACUGCAGCCAACAGACAUGGUGUCCCUCAUCCAGCUGCUGUCUCUGGCUGCUGAUGUCCCCACACAGCCACUAACUGAUGCCACCAACCACAGCCGGUACACCAUCCAGGAGCUCAGCCAGCACUUCAUCAGUGUAGCCGACAGCAUCAUCAGUGAAGACAACGCUCUCAAGUGGCAGGCCAUCAAAGAGGUGGUGAACGGCCCCAUGGAUGUGGUCAAGACUAUCGACCGCAUGGUGACCAGCCUGAGCCCUCGCUUGAUGGCAGAGACUGAUCACCUGACUGUUCACAGACUUAACAUCAAACUGGAGGUGCAGCAGCAGAGGCUGCAGGAAGGAUCCAGAGGAUCCAGCUUCUGUGGGCCGGAGACAGAGAAACACACCAAGCUCGACUGUAUUUCAGUCCCACAUCAGAAGAUACAGGAUCUCCAUAACAACGGCUUCCAUAAACUCACGUUGGUCAACACGUGGUACGGCUCUCUGCGGCCUCUUUUCAAUCCUGAGGAGAACAUCACCAUGGUUCCUACCGUCACUGAUGGCAGCCAGAGGUAUUUGGGCACCGUCCUGGGCUCUUCUGUCAUAUCCACCACAGUGCUGGGAGAUGACCAGCCAGUUAGCACAGCAGUUCGCUUCCAGCUCCAGCACAGAGUUCAGAAUCCCACUGGUACUGUGUAUGAUCCAGUGUGCGCCUUCUGGGAUUUUGAUCUCAAUCCAGAGGCUGGUGGAUGGUGGAAUACCAAAGGCUGUGAUGUAGUGUCCAAACAAUAUGGAUACACUGUGUGCUACUGCAACCACACCACCAAUUUUGCAUUGCUGCUGCAAGUUUAUGAAGCUCAGAGGAGCCCAGAAAAUGAAAAAGCUCUGCAGGUGCUGACGUUCAUUGGCUGUGGAGUGUCUCUCUGUGGCCUCCUCUUCACCUUCAUCCUCUUCAUCGCUGUGGGUGUUCCUAAUUCAGACCGUACCACUGUCCAUAAGAACCUGAUUGUUGCUCUGGCCAUCGCUGAGCUGCUGUUGAUGUGCAGUGACUGGGCGUCUGCCAAUGAGGCAGCAUGCUUUGUGGUGACUGCACUACUCCAUCUCUUCUUCAUGGCCUCUUUCUCUUGGAUGCUGGUGGAGGGACUGCUGCUCUGGAGCAAAGUCGUGUCUGUCAACAUCAGCGAGGACCGCAGGAUGAAGCUCUACUACAUCAUUGGCUGGGGACUACCUGUUCUAAUAGUUGGUGUAACAUUGGCAGUAUCAGUGGAUGAGUACAAGGCAGAGGAUCACUGCUGGCUCAAUGUGAAGACUGACACAAUCUGGGCCUUUGUGGGACCUGUUAUAUUUGUCUUGGCGGUCAAUGCAGUUGUGCUGUGUCGGGUUGUCAUGGUGACCGUUGCCAGCGCUCGUCGUCGUGCUAAGAUGCUCAGUCCAAGCUCGGCAUCAAAGAUGCAGACCUUUGACCUCACCUGGGCUGUGACCCGUCCAGUUCUCAUCCUGCUGCCAGUGCUGGGUCUGACCUGGCUGUGCGGAGUGCUGGUCCAUCUGUCGGUAGUAGUCGCCUAUGUCUUCAUCGCUCUCAAUGCCGUCCAGGGCCUGUACAUCUUCUUAGUGUAUGCUGUUUACAACAGUGAGGUGAGGAAUGCCAUAAAGAGGAUCAAAGAAAAGAGGAAGGCCUUAUCUUUCACGAACUGUUCCCAGCCAACUAGCUUCCUACCUUCCCAGAGGGCCCCGAUUACCUCCUGGGGCCGCAAUCCACCGACCCCCUCCAGCCCUGAGACCAGUGAGACCUCUGGACCCACCAGCUCCACCUCUACAUCAUUGGUCAUCAAGAACGAGAGCUUCAGGAAGGAAAGCUUUGUGAGUUUCUCUUUAAAACCAGCAUCAGGAAACCAAGUGGUCCAGCUGACUGGGUUCAAGCCAUCAGGUUGUUGAACUGCAAAUGGAGUGGAUCCUGAUACUCAAUUACAAAAAGCAUGCACCGGCUGAAAGAAUGGACACACACAGAUCCCAUCUGAAGACGUACACACACACACGCACACGCACACACACUCUGCUGGGAAGGGGAGUGUGGAAUAAAAUAAGCAUGAUGGAAGGAUGAAGAAGUCUUACACUAUAACACAGUAUAAAGAGAAAGUCGCAAAUUUACCAGAGAAAAACACAGAACAAUAGUGUUGUUUGGAUGGAUGAGCCUCAUCACACCACAGGAGGCAAACUGGGUUUUCUCAGAUGUAUGACCUUGUAACCUCAGAGAAUAUUAAAGAGUGUUUUCUCUGAAUAUUACCCCCCUCAUCCAGCGCCGUCAUUUAUUUGUUUUUUUACCUAAAAUGGCCCUAAUACAAAAAAUGUCUUUUCAGAAUCAAAGUCCACAGACCUCACAGUGAACAGUUCUUACACAUUUAAAAACAAGAAACAUCAUUGUCACUUACACAGCAACCAGGUAUUGGAAAGACAUUUAGAUGCAUUUGACUACAAACACAGUUCUACAGGACAUCCAUGAUGGUGUCUUUGUGGUUGCUACAACAUUUUGGAAGCAACAGUUGGCAUCCCUUUAAUUUCCAUAAAAUGACAUGCACUAAUGGUCUCGCCAGCCGUUAUGUGUGAGGAAUAUUAAUAUUAAUGGUGGGCUUCAUUCUCACUCUUCUGUCCUCAUGUAUCAUGUAAAUAGCUAGUGUAGUGAUCCAAGCUUAACACAAAGAACAAAGGCCCAUGGCCCCUAAUAUGGCAAUAUGUUGUUAUAGUUCCAUCCAUCGUCUACCGCUUACCCGGGGUCGGGUCGCGGGGGCAGCAGCUCCAGUAGAGAACCCCAAACUUCCCUUUUCAGGGCCACAUCCGAGGCGUUCCCAGGCCAG